This is a messenger RNA of Rotaria sp. Silwood1, 1599 nucleotides long. Lineage: Eukaryota; Metazoa; Rotifera; Eurotatoria; Philodinida; Philodinidae. The record is from the annotation of a GenBank genome assembly.
AUGAGUGAAACAGAUCAUUUAUUCAGUGGUGCAGCACCCUUAUAUCCUUCAACGGAAUCUUUUAGUGAUAUAAAAUCAACAACACCAAUACCACCAUCAUCAUCAUCAUCAUCAUCACCGCCACAAGGUACUGCACUUCCAGUUGCUUCUCAAUAUCCACAAGUUGAAUAUAAUUAUGGAUGGUCUGGAUGGAAAGAUCGUGGCUUUGCUAUUGCAUUUUGGAUUCAUUUUAUUAUUGUAGUUAUACUUGGUUUUGCAUUAGGUAUACCUGCUAUUCGUGCAGAUGCACAAAAAUCUUAUGAUGAUCCUACACGAACUGUAUUUGAUUAUAAUGCUGAUUUAUUUAUUCGUAUUUUUGCUGGUGCUGCAGUUUUAAGUGGAUUGGUUGCAUUUGUCGCGUUUUUUGUUCUACAACGAUGUGCUGGUCGCAUUAUUAAAUGUUCACUUUACAUGGGUGUAGCAAUGCAAAUUUUACUUUGUAUAACUUUAUUUGUAGUUGCUUGGCCUAUGGGUAUUAUAACACUUAUAUUUGUUCUUAUUUCACUUUGGUAUAUCUAUUAUGUUCGAAAUCGUAUUGCAUUUGCUGAAGCUCAUAUACAAGUUGGAUGUUCUGCAUUACGUAGUCAUCCAUCAAUUUUAUUGGUUGCUAUAGGAAUGUUAAUAUUACAAUUAUUAUGGGUAUUGUUUUGGAGUUUAAUGGCAUUAGGUUUUGAACAUGUUGUAAAUCGAUCGAAUGAUAAAGACUCAUCAUCAAAUAAAUCUGCAGGUGGUUUAUUGGCAAUUGUUUUAUUAACAUCUUUAUAUUGGGGAGCAUUAACAUUUCGAAAUAUAACACAUUUUGUAACAGCAUGUGUUGUUGGUCAAUGGUGGUUUAUAGCAGAUGCACAUAGACAAUAUGCAGUUGAAAGAAGUCUUCAACGUGCAUUUACAACAAAUUUUGGUACAAUAUCAUUUGGUUCAUUGAUACUUGCUUUUAUAAAAGCUUUACGUGUUGUUGCACAAAUAAAUGAAAGUAACGCACGUCGAGAUGGAAAUAUUCUUUUAUUACUAAUAAGUUGUUGUGCUGUAUGUAUACUUCGAAUAUUUGAAGGUUUAGUACGAUAUCUUAAUGAAUGGGCAUUUGUAUUUUCUGCAUUAACUGGACAAUCAUUUCGUGCUGCUAGUCGAAGUUUUCUUGAUUUAUUUCAACAACGUGGUUGGACAAUGAUUAUUAAUGAUGAUCUUGCAGGAAGUGCUUUAACUAUUGUGACUCUAGCUAUUGGAUUUAUUUCAGCAGGUAUUGGUGGUGUAGCUACAUAUGUUGCAAUGCCACAUUCACAUUCACGAGCUGCUAUUGCUGGUAUGGCAGCACUAUUUUGUUUUACCAUUGGUCUUGCAAUGGGAACAAUAAUGGCAUCAAUUUUAAGUUCUGGUGUACGAACCGCAUUUGUAUGUUUUGCUAUGAAUCCAUCAGCAUUAGGUACAACACAUCCUGAACAUUUACAAAAUUUACUUCUUGCUUGGUAUCAAUUUCAUCCACAAGAAUUUGCUGCUAGUGGUUUUGCAAUGCAGUUUCCCAAACCAGCUGCUGCUGCUAGUAAUGUUUAUGGUGCUGUAUAG